CACAUGUGCUCGUGAGGUGGCCGUAGCAGAUGAGCCUUGGCUGAUUGGCGGAUUGAUGGCCGACAGAGCGGGCUUCAGCCGUGCGUCUCGCCGACUCUGCCGCCAUGUAACGAGACUUACUCGACAUAAAAUUCGAGAACUCGAUAGGGGAGCGACGUCGGCAAUGUUGAGCAUCGUGGCAGAUCGUGCUAAGACGUCGUAGAUUGUCGUGAGGUAUUUGUAGUGGUUGCUCGGCUUUCGUAUACGUCCUCAUUGUCGCCAAUCCGCGUGUCCCUCAGUUCACCGGCAAUGGUGCUGCUGAGCCACCGCUCCGCGUCUCUGCCGCAGCUGCACCCGUGGGUGCGCGGGCUCGAGCUCGAGGACGGCGAGAGGGACGACCUUCCCCCGCCACAGGAGGGGGGGCAAAGUCCGGCCGACGUGCUCAUGGACUCGGACACGCCGGACGGCCAGCAAGCCCAGCAGCAGCAGCAGCAGCAGCAAGGCCUGCCUGUCGCAUUGGGCCCUCGCUCCGUGGCCAUCUCGCUCACCGUGAACCACGCCUUCGGCUUCGCAUCCCCCGCCGCCCUCCCGCCACCUGUGCUCUCGGGCCUUGCCGCCCUGACGGAGUCGGCGCAGCUCGAUGCUGGCGGGAGAUCCGAGCGCGCAGAUGAGCGCGCGGAGGGUUCCUCCACUGAGCGAAUUCCAGGGCUAGGCGGAAUCCCAUUGAGCGAAACCCCCGCCAGCCAUGGCGACGGAGAGUCAGUGUGCCGCGACGCCACGCUUCGAGAUGAGUCCCUUGGGCCGAAUUCCGCACCGAAUUGCCGCCAGUGGAGCGGCCAGAGAGUUGCUUACUCCGCUCUGUCCAUGCUGCUGCCUUGUGAUCCGCCUGCCGCUACAGACGCCCCUGAUGGAGCUGCUGACAGGGCGGUGCAAUCAGCGACUCAACAGACCGCGCCAGCUGCAGCAGCGGCGCCCGAAGCAGCCGCAUCAGCAGCAGUGGCAGCGCUGGUGUCGGAGGCAGCGUCCCUUGACACAUUGGGAGGAGCGCCUGCCGCUGAUGCACACAGUUCGGGUCUUGCCGGCGGUGUGCCUGCUGCUGCAGCUGAGCCGGAGUCAGUGGCGGGGGAGGGUGAGGGGGUCGCGGAGGGGGGGGCAGGCACGCUGCUGGCGGUGGAGGUGCGGUGGAAGGGCGUGCGCGCGGGGCUGAUGGGGUCCAUGUUCGGACGCGCCGUGAAGCGCGGGUGCAGCAGCGCGCAGCCCCCGCGCGGGCCGUACGGCAUGGUGCGGUGGGAGGAGGGCUUCGCGCACGACUGCCACCUGCUGCCCUGCCCCGCCGCCCUGCGCGCCAGCAGAGGUCAGGGGGAGCCGUGCAGCAAGGGCUGCCUCUUCCAGCCGUGGGAGGUCAUGCUGCUCGUGCACAAGCACGACUCCAGCCGGCCCAGGGACCGCCCCCAGCAGGUGGCGUCGGUGGUGCUGGACCUGGCGCCGCUGGCCGCGCCCCUCCACGGCCGGCCCCUCACCCACCACCUCCUCGUGCUCUUCGCCCCCACCGACUCGCCUCCCGUCGGCCUGCUGCAGGUUGAGCCGCGGCCUCUCCCUCUCUGUGUUACUCUGCUCAGUGCGCAGCGCCUUGCUCCGUCAUUUCCUCAUACAUUUCGCGUCAACGGUCUGCACUAGCAUUGCCAUUUUCGCUGCUGCUGUGUGUGCUUGUGGCUAUAAAUCCCAUGUGCGAGCUCAUCAGCGCACUGAGUAGCUUGUGUCGUCCGGCGUUUUCUCUCUGUCGGGGCAGGUGACAGUGGAGUGCACUGAGCUGCCACAGGCAGCGCCCAUCCCACCAUCCGCAGCAGCUGCUCCACUGGCAGCACCGCCCUCGGCGUCAGCGCCUGCGGCAGAGGCAGCGCUGCCAUCUGUGGGCGGCCCACCAGUGGUGGCAGUGGGAAGCAGAGAGGGUGGGGGUGGCGGGCUGCACCUGGGGCUGUGGGGGUGGCAGCGCAGGAGCCGGGAGAGCAAGAGCGCCGCCGUGCCCAUGGACGUGGCAGGCACGGCUGGGGAGGGCGACGGGCACAGUGCAGCGGACAGUGGUGAUGCGGAGCACAGCAAUGGCGGUGGGCAGGGCGAGGGGGCAGAUUGCAUGGACGGGGGGGAGAGUGCUUUGGAUUGGGA
Messenger RNA from Closterium sp. NIES-67, 2142 nucleotides. Lineage: Eukaryota; Viridiplantae; Streptophyta; Zygnematophyceae; Desmidiales; Closteriaceae. The record is from the annotation of a GenBank genome assembly.